Molecule: messenger RNA, 1560 nt
Organism: Amphimedon queenslandica
Lineage: Eukaryota; Metazoa; Porifera; Demospongiae; Haplosclerida; Niphatidae
Product: metalloendopeptidase OMA1, mitochondrial-like
Exons: 1
Coding region: 68-1228 (386 amino acids)
Biological process (GO): mitochondrial protein processing; protein quality control for misfolded or incompletely synthesized proteins
Cellular component (GO): mitochondrial inner membrane
Molecular function (GO): metalloendopeptidase activity
Source: RefSeq, a predicted model, not a curated record
GUCUAUUUUACGAACCCCUCCGCAGCGCUGAUCAGCUGAGUCCGCUCCAGGGCCCUCCUCCUUAAAGAUGGCGUCCAUCACCUGCUCCAUGCUAGUUAGAUCAGCUCGUUUCUUUCAUACCACUCCAUCCUUUAGAGCGCCCCCCAUUUGGCUCUUCACUCAAACAGGAACAUUUGUAGUUGCAUUCAGUGCCAGGGCAGCUAGAGAAGUAUGGAAACGACUACCAGAAGCCAGGAAGGUGAAGAUAAAAGCUUCACUGAAGAGACAGAGAAAAUACUUUUACGGAGCUGGAAGCCUCUUCCUGGCAGGAGGAGGAGUAUACUAUUUCACUCAUUUGGAGUUUGUUCCUCUCACUAAGAGAUAUCGCUUUAUGAUGUACUCCAGAGAUGAUAGGUGUCAGUUAUUGAAGCAGGAAAUGGGGACAGUGGGGCCUGACAAUGCUCUGAACCUUAAAACAUUAAAUUUUAUAGGAGACCAUAAGGUACUACCAGCCAGCCACCAGUACUAUACCAAUAUUGUCUUCCCACUCGUUAGGCAGAUAGUAACACACAACUCCUGGUGUGAGGGGAUCACUGAUAUAGACUGGAGGAUAACCAUAGUUGAUAAUCCAGAGUCAAAGAACAUAGCGAGCUUACCCACUGGUGAUAUCAUUAUAUAUUCUGGAAUGCUAAAUGCCUGUCAUAAUAUAGAUGAAGCUAGUUUAAUGCUCAGCCACGAAAUGGCUCACAUUAUUCUUAAUCAUGCAGCUGAGGACUCCAGUUACUCUCAUCUAGUCUCUAUGCUUAAACUGGUUUGUAUUGCUGCUAUAUGGUUCUUCAUUCCAAGUGUCUUAGUAUCAUUCUUCACUCAUGUAGUCUUCAAUAAAACUAAAAUAUUGUCCAGCUAUUACUUCAGGCGUAAGCGUGAGAUAGAAGCUGAUCAGGUAGGGCUACUGUUAGCAUCAAAGGCUUGCUUCAAUCCUGAGAGAGCCAUUAAACUUUGGAAGCACUUACCUAAGUCUGAUGUAUCUGCACUAUCUGACACUGUGAAGGAAUAUUUUCGGGUCCAUCCAUGCAAUGAGAGGAGGUUCAUGAUACUGCAGUCACUUCUACCUCAAGCUGAGGAGCUGCACAGUUCUGGUCAGUGUGAGUCACAGAUCAAGAAAGAAAUGGAAGCAUUUUCUGCAUCCUUUGCAAAGUUAAUCAAACGCAAUAUUAUUUACACUAAUAAGUUUGGGUCGCAUUUUUAAUUCUUACUGUGCACAUAUACAUGUAGCACAAGUAUUUACAUGUACGUGUAGAUUGUAUCUAAGUUACUAGACAUUUAGGGGCAGGCAUGAACUAUCGAUUGUAAAAUAAAAUCUUUAAAAAAUGAUUCUAAUCUAGUUCCAAAGAGAAGAAAAACAUUCAUCCCUCUCGUUUCAAGACCAUUACUUGUAUUAUUUAUUUCCUGUUGUCUUGUGACAAGAGUGCUUGUGAUCAUAAUCAUUUUCAGCAACACUGUGUUUAUUUAUAUAACAUUUAAUACUGAAUAAUAAUAUUAUUAGUUAUUACAAAAGAUGAUAAUGUUAAACAUGUAACU